AUGGCGGGACUUUUCAGGCGAGUGUACGACUGGCUGUUGCGGACGUUUUGGGCGACUGAGAUGGAUGUAACCAUGAUCGGGUUGCAAAAUGCCGGCAAAACGUCGCUUCUCCGCGUGCUCUCAGGCGGAGAGUUCGCGAUCGACUCGAUUCCCACAGUCGGCUUCAACAUGAAGCGCGUGCAACGGGGGCAUGUGACACUCAAGUGCUGGGAUUUGGGUGGCCAACCCCGCUUCCGACCAAUGUGGGAGAGGUAUUGCCGCAAUGUCAACGCGAUUGUCUUUAUCGUUGAUAUUGCCGACCUGAACCUGCUUCCCGUGGCCCGCGAGGAGUUGCAUUCGCUAAUGCAACAACCAAGCCUCGAGGGCAUUCCGCUGCUCGUACUUGGCAACAAAUCGGACUUGCCCAACAAACUCACGGUGGACGAGCUGAUCGACGCCAUGGACCUGAAGAAUAUUGCGCAUCGCGACGUGUCCUGCUAUGGCAUCUCGGCCAAGGAAGAGACGAACCUCGAGGCUGUCCUCCAAUGGCUGAUGAAGUACGCCAGUAGGUGA
This is a messenger RNA of Chaetomium strumarium, 552 nucleotides long. Its product is annotated as P-loop containing nucleoside triphosphate hydrolase protein. Gene Ontology annotation, cellular component: lysosomal membrane. Bases 1 to 552 code for a protein of 183 amino acids. Lineage: Eukaryota; Fungi; Ascomycota; Sordariomycetes; Sordariales; Chaetomiaceae. Gene Ontology annotation, biological process: protein transport. Gene Ontology annotation, molecular function: GTP binding; GTPase activity. The record is from RefSeq and is a predicted model, not a curated record. The transcript has 4 exons.